Messenger RNA from Dunckerocampus dactyliophorus (ringed pipefish), 3329 nucleotides. It is a transcript of the gene xpc, whose product is annotated as xeroderma pigmentosum, complementation group C. Gene Ontology annotation, biological process: mismatch repair; nucleotide-excision repair. The record is from RefSeq and is a predicted model, not a curated record. The coding region runs from base 170 to 2884 and encodes 904 amino acids. Gene Ontology annotation, molecular function: damaged DNA binding; single-stranded DNA binding. Gene Ontology annotation, cellular component: XPC complex; cytoplasm; nucleus. The transcript has 14 exons. Lineage: Eukaryota; Metazoa; Chordata; Actinopteri; Syngnathiformes; Syngnathidae.
UUCAAGGAGUGGUGGAACUGUUAUGUUACAAAACCUCCACAUUACAAUGUUGAAUAACUUCUCUUGCUUUCCGCUAGGAUAUAAUUUAUCGUGAGGAACAGUGAGAAUUCCUUUGUACGUUCGUGUUGUGAUUUUAAAAAGCCAGGAAAAAAACGUCGGAAAGAAUAAAAUGGCAAAGCGGCGUGUUUGUCAGGAGGCAGAUGUCGCUACAAAGAAGCUGAAGCAGGUGAUGAAGGCAAAGACGAGAGAAGAAAAGAGGAAAGAUGCAGAUGAUGACAACACAGAAGUGGAGGAGACCCUCAGAAGGAAGGUCAAGCCCAAGCCACGUUCCUCCAAAGACCAAGCAGCUGGAAAUGUUCGCUCUAGGAAGUCCACUAGCGUCAUCACCAGCAAACACUUCCAUUCUUCACCAGUAAAGAUGGACGACACUCACAGUGACAAAAAGAUGAGCUUAGCAGCCUCCUCGGCUACAAAGAAAGACCAGAAAGUAGAGGAAGAUGAGGAGGAGAGUGAGGAAGAGGAGGAUGAUUGGGAGGAAGUGGAAGAAUUGGCUGAGCCGCUUGGUCCAACGGAAUCACCGGAACCAGUCCUGCCUUCUGAGCCAGUACAGAUAGAAAUCGAGACCCCAGAGGUUAGGAAAAAGCAAAAGAAAAAAGCAGAAUUUGAGAUGUACCUGAGGCGGCUGAUGAACCGUUACAAGAAGGACCUGCUGAUAGACACACACAAGGUGCACCUCAUGUGUCUGUUAGCCAGCGCGAUGUUCCACAACCGUCUCUGCAGUGAACCCGACCUGCUGGCUAUUACCCUGUCACUGCUGCCUACCCGCAUUAGUGCUGUCUCCAAAGAACGCAUCGACCAAAACUACCUCUCUGGGCUUCUCAAAUGGUUUCGAGCUAAUUUCACACUCAACCCCAGUCUUUCCUACGAGGAGCAUCCAAACCCUCGUUCUCUGCUGGAGAGACGUCUGGCCAGUCUGUCAGCCAAGAACCACCAGGAGAUGACACAUCUCUUCAUGUUGGUCCUGAGGUCUUUGCGACUCUUUUGUCGCUUGGUUGUUUCUCUGCAGCCCAUUCCUCUCAAACCUCCAUCAGCCAAGGUACCAUCAGCAUUAGGUUUGAGUUCAAAGACAAAAGGAGCUACAGCAACUUCCGAAUGCCCAGCAAAAACACUGCAAAGCCAGGGAACGUCGCAGAGCAACUCGCCUGAGGAGAAAAUCUCUCUAGGCACCAAGAGAGAAGGAGGGAAGAGUGCUGGAAACAGAGGAGGGAAAAAGGCAAAGAGGAAAGAAUUAAAGGAGGAAGAAGAGGAGGAGGACAAGAUUAGGGUGUCAGGAGGAGGGCAGAGACCAAAGAACUCCAAGCGGCGCAGCAUCGCCUCAAAGGUCAGUUACAAGGAAGAGAGCAACAGUGAGAAUGAGGAGGAGCUCAGUGAUGAGGAGUUUAAAGCAUCCAGUGAAGAGGACAGUGAAGAUUCAGAGAGUGGAAAGAAAGCUAAACAGAGGAGCACCAACAAGAGCAACACAAUCCAGAAAAGGAGUUGUGGAAAGAAAGAGGAGGUAAAAGAUGAGGGAGAAAAAGGAAGCGAAAAAGUGACAAAAACAAAGCAAAGGAGUACAAAGAAGAAUGUCGGUCCUGGAGCUGAUGAGUGGAUGGAGGUGUUCCUGGACAAAACCUCCUCCUGGGUGUGCAUAGAUGUGGAGCACGGAGUGGGCGCACCUCACCUCUGCUCCCAGAACGCAACGCAGCCAAUAACCUAUGUGGUGUCUGUGGAUGGAGACGGCUUUGUGAAGGACCUGGGCCGCAAGUACGACCCCACCUGGAUGACGACGACAAGGAAGAGGCGGGUGGAGGAGGAGUGGUGGGAGGAGACGCUGCAGCCAUUCCUGAGGCCUGAGGAUGAGCGGGACAAAAAGGAGGACACAGAGAUGCAGAGAAAGCUGCUCAACAAGCCGCUGCCCAUCUCCAUCACCGAGUACAAGAACCAUCCGCUGUACGCCUUAAAGAGACACCUGCUCAAAUAUGAAGCCAUCUAUCCUCACACCGCUGCUGUUCUUGGAUACUGCAGAGGAGAGCCUGUCUACUCCAGAGAUUGUGUGCAUACGCUACACUCCAGGGACACAUGGCUGAAAGAAGCACGGACUGUCAGAAUAGGAGAAGUACCCUACAAGAUGGUAAAGGGCUUUUCUAAUCGUUCCCGCAAAGCUCGUAUGAUGUCCGAGCAGAAGAAUGAAAAUGACUUGGCUCUGUUUGGAGAAUGGCAGACUGAAGAGUAUCAACCACCUAUAGCUGUGGAUGGAAAGGUUCCCCGCAACGACUAUGGUAAUGUCUACUUGUUUAAAGCCUGCAUGUUGCCGGUGGGCUGUGUCCACCUCAGGCUUGCAAACCUGAACCGUGUUGCCAAGAAGUUGGACCUGGAUGCUGCCCCCGCCGUCACCGGAUUCGACUUCCAUGGGGGAUAUUCGCAUGCAGUCACUGAUGGCUACAUAGUAUGUGAGGAGCAUGAGGAGAUCCUGAGGGCCGCCUGGGUGGAAGAACAAGAGCUUCAGAAACAGAGAGAGAAGGAGAAACGAGAAAAGAGAGUAGUCUCCAACUGGACUCUGCUUGUGAAGGGCCUGCUGAUCAGGGAGCGCCUUAAACAGCGUUACGGCAAGAAAGGCCUCUCUUCCACUAAAGCCGACGGCGACAUAUGCGACGGCCUUUCAUCAGAUGAGGACGUUGUUGUGGAGGAAAAUCCCAGCAGUAAAACGGCAUCAGAGACCUUGGCUAUGUCCUGGCCCCAAAACAGACAAGCAGAAGAGAAGAAAGGAGGGGGUGUCAGCGCAUUGAAGACAAAGCGGGACAUGAGAGGGAAAGAGAAACAUUUGUUCCCUUUUGAGAAAGCAUGACACUGCAGAAAUCAUUUUCACUUUGCACUUAAUUCACUGGAAUCACAAAAAAACAAAACACGGAUCACACUGCAUAUCUGUAAAUCAGUGGAAAGUUUUAGUGACAGUUAUCAAAGGAGCUAUUCAUAUUAUAAACAAUAUAAUAAACACUUUUCACAUGGAGGCUACAUAAAAGAGGCACAAACAUUUUUGUACAGCAAAUGUUAAAUCACUGCUUGUAUUUGUAAUCCUUAAAAGAAGGUAUUUUUUUGUAAGGGAAUAAAAGAAAAAUUAUGUUGGAUGUUGUGGUCUUGGAUGGAUGCAUGGAACUAUUAUCUUAUGUUUAAAAUGUUUUAAAUGUUAACGUACAGGGGAAUGAUUUAACAAAACUGUUCAGUACCUCAGAAGAAAUACAGUGCUGACAACAGUAAAUACUGCAAUGUUUUUGCUCAAAUACUACUAAAAU